CAACGGGCACAUGAACACGCCCCAAUCUGUCGGUUUCCAGAGCCCGGCAGGAAACUCUUGAGAGAGAUCCGACGGCAGAACCGCUUCUGUCGCCGGCUGGCCAUCUGCUCACCAAGCUGGGGCUGCCUGCUGCCAAUCUUCCACGUGCCGUUGGAGCAUGGCCUUCGCAAGGGCGAUCAUUGGCCAUUUUGGGCUCUGGAGAACAAUGUGGAGGGAAUCUUCUUUUUUGGCUCGCGGCCUUUCGUAUGUACACAAUCACCUGUAUGGCGUCUGCGCGAACGGUCCCGCCUGGACACGAUCUCGGUCAGGAUCCAUGGAUACCCGGCAUUGGUUGCACUCCCGCGAAUAGUCAGAUACGAAACAGUUUUAAAGAGAGCUGAAUUCCUGCCACCUGAGUCUAUCCUCGUCUUCAUAUUUCAAAAGAGGCAUCCCGUCUCCUUGACUCGCGAGCAGGUCGGCUCUGCUGCUGUCGUCGUAACCAUGAAGCUUUCGUUGGUUGCGGGUAUUGCCCUUUUCUCCGCAUCCGGCCUAACUCAGACAUUCCAACGUCUGGGUGGCUGUCCUGGCCUGGGUUGCAUCUUCCCACCGGACCAGGCCGAAUUCCUCCCCGGGCAGUAUUUCGAUAUUCGACUGGAGGUCCACUCCCCUGUCAACGGCUCCGAGGCGCGUGCUGGGGAACCUGACCCGAACUUCACCUUCACCGUCGCCCGCAAACGUCGCGGAAGCAAACCCAAAAAGGCUACAGAUUUUUUCAAGGUCAAGGAACCAGAGCUAGAGACCUGGAACUUCUCCUGGUACGAAGAUCUUUUCGCCAAAGAUGCAAAGAAGCCCUCGCUAGUUCGCGUUGCCUCGAAAGUGUAUCGUAGAGUUGCCUUGUACCAACCUGGAGAAUACGAAGCUACUUUAACCUACUACAAUGGCAUGAAGACCACUGCUACUUGGACAGUGAAAGAUCUGUCCAUAUUCAGGAGGGCCAAGAAUGUGGUCCUGUUCAUUGGCGAUGGAAUGACCACGAACAUGAUCACCGCUGCACGCCUGAUUGCCCACCGCUCCGUGAAUGGAAAGUAUCAGACAACAAUGCAGAUGGAUAAAUUCCCAGUGCUGGGCCACCAGAUGACUCACUCCAUGGACUCCUUCAUCACGGACUCCGCCAAUUCUGCCACAGCUCUGUACACCGGCCAUAAGACCACGGUGAAUGCGCUGGGUGUCUAUGUUGAUUCGUCGAAAGAUCCGUUUGAUGAUCCAAAGGUCGAGACUAUUGCGGAAAUCUUCCAUAGAAUAUAUCCUGACGCUGGUGUCGGUAUCGUGUCCACUGCACAUUUAUCCGAUGCUACACCUGCGGCACUGGCUGCUCAUACUCGCGAUCGAGGCCAAUACGAACAUGUGAUUGACUCUUACUACCAAGGGUUAACCAAUUACUCUUGGACAGAAUGGGAUGGGCCUGAUGUUCUCUUUGGUGGUGGUGCCGAAAAUUUCCUGUCUGGAAAGAGUUCAUACAAAGGCCAGGAUUACUACAAGCUCUUUAAAGAGCGUGGAUACAGCGUCAGCUGGAACGCUACUUCCCUUGCCCAAGCUCCUAACAACACUAAGGCUCUAGGUGUGUUCUCGGUUGGUGUCAUGGCGAAAUGGCUCGAUCGGAAUGUGUACAGGAACAAUCUGCUCAAUCAACAUAAUCAUCCUGAUGGCUCUGACAAGGAUGCCACUGACCAGCCCGGAUUGAAGGAAAUGACUCUUAAGGCAAUCGAUAUCCUGCAUAACCGCUCACGCAAAGGCAAGAAGGGCUGGUUCCUCAUGUCCGAAGCCGCCAGUAUUGAUAAACAGAUGCAUGCUCUGGACUACGAUCGCGCCCUUGGAGAACUCCUCGAACUCGACGACACCAUCAAGGCGACUGUCAAUAAACUCCGUGCCCUCGGCGAACUUGACGACACUCUUAUCAUCGUCACUGCUGACCAUGGGCAUGGCUUUGAUGUCAUGGGUUCUGUUGACACCAAAUACCUGAAUGAGAAGGAAACCGAUCGCGAGAAACGCAACGCCGUUGGAACAUACUUCAACUCUGGAUUGUCGCAGUAUACUGAGCAGAGCGAUGCGUCUCUCCACUACACCGAGGGCGUACAUUUCCCCGCCCAGUGGGAUCCGCGAUACACCCUCUAUCAAGGCGUCACUGCCAAUCCAGACCGUCGGGAAAACUUCCAGGUCCAUAAGGAUGGUCCAAGAGUACCUGCCAUUGAGCUCCCGAAGGGUUCGGAUGAUUAUUAUGUGAACUAUAAAGAUGCUGUUUCUGGUUUCGUUACCAAUGGAACUUUGCCUGUGGCCGAUGGUCAGGGCGUUCAUUCCUUGACUGACGUGCCAGUCUUCGCGAUGGGACCGUGCCAGGAGAAAUUUGGAGGCGUCUAUAAUUCCGUUGAUAUCUUCUUCCGCAUGGCUGAAUGUCUUGGUCUAGGGCGACCAAGACGCUAUGGCCAAUGAAUUGACCCGCUCUUUCCGUC
Coccidioides immitis RS is the source of this 2486-nucleotide messenger RNA. Its product is annotated as extracellular phytase. Gene Ontology annotation, biological process: dephosphorylation. Gene Ontology annotation, molecular function: alkaline phosphatase activity. The transcript has 5 exons. Lineage: Eukaryota; Fungi; Ascomycota; Eurotiomycetes; Onygenales; Onygenaceae. Bases 481 to 2466 code for a protein of 661 amino acids. The record is from RefSeq and is a predicted model, not a curated record.